CCAUUUUGUUUCACCGGGAGUAAAGAAACCAACCUGAAAAGCACCGGCGUGAAUAUUUUCCCUCAUUUGGAUCACCUUCAUCACGGCGGAUCAGCAUCGUGCACCCAAGUUUAGAUUCGCAUGAUGUCUGGAGACAUGGCCACAGAUCAUGUAAACGGGAACGGUACGGAGGAACCAAUGGACACUACAGCUGCGGUGACCCACUCGGAACAUUUCCAGGCUUUACUGGAAGCUGGUUUACCUCAGAAAGUUGCUGAGAAACUCGAUGAACUUUAUGUAGCAGGACUGGUAGCACAUAGCGACUUAGACGAAAGGGCAAUUGAAGCUUUGAAAGAAUUCAAUGAGGAGGGAGCCCUGCAAGUGCUGGUCCAGUUCAAAGAGAGUGAUCUGUCACAUGUGCAAAACAAAAGUGCCUUUCUCUGUGGGGUAAUGAAGACUUACAGGCAGAGAGAGAAACAAGGGACUAAAGUUUCAGAUUCCACUAAAGGACCAGAUGAGGCUAAAAUCAAAGAACUCUUGGACAGAACCGACUACACACUUGACGUAACAACAGGCCAGCGAAAGUAUGGCGGGCCUCCACCUGAGUCGGUGUACUCAGGUACCCAACCCACUGUUGGAACAGAGAUAUUUGUUGGGAAGAUUCCCCGCGACUUGUUUGAAGAUGAGCUGGUUCCUCUCUUUGAGAAGGCUGGGCCUAUCUGGGACCUCAGGCUAAUGAUGGACCCGCUGAGUGGCCUGAACAGGGGAUACGCCUUUGUUACAUUCUGCACUAAAGAAGCGGCCCAGGAGGCGGUGAAGCUGUGUAAUAAUCACGAGAUUCGCCCUGGCAAGCACAUUGGGGUGUGUAUAUCUGUCGCCAACAACAGGCUAUUCGUUGGCUCCAUUCCCAAGAGUAAAACAAAGGAGCAGAUUGUUGAAGAGUUUUCUAAAGUUACAGAGGGCCUCAGUGACGUCAUACUGUACCAUCAACCCGACGACAAAAAGAAGAACCGAGGUUUCUGCUUCCUGGAGUAUGAAGACCACAAAACAGCUGCUCAGGCACGCCGCCGGCUAAUGAGCGGCAAGGUGAAGGUUUGGGGCAACAUAGUGACGGUGGAGUGGGCCGAUCCCAUUGAAGACCCUGACCCAGAAGUCAUGGCCAAGGUGAAGGUUUUAUUUGUGAGAAACCUUGCAAAUGGUGUUACAGAGGAAAUCCUGGAGAAGUCCUUCAGUGAGUUUGGAAAGCUGGAGCGAGUUAAGAAGCUCAAGGACUAUGCCUUCAUUCACUUUGAGGAGAGGGAUGGAGCAGUGAAGGCGUUGGAAGAAAUGAACGGAAAGGAGCUGGAAGGAGAGCCGAUUGAGAUAGUUUUCGCCAAGCCACCAGAUCAGAAAAGGAAGGAACGAAAGGCCCAGAGACAAGCAGCCAAAACACAAAUGUAUGAUGACUAUUACUACUACCCUCCCCCUCCCCACAUGCCUCCCCCUGUUAGAGGCCGGGGCAGAGGUGGCAACCGGGGCGGAUACGCAUACCCUCCUGACUACUACGGUUAUGAGGACUACUAUGACUACUACGGCUAUGACUAUCACAACUACCGUGGCGGCUACGACGACCCAUAUUAUGGGUAUGACGACUUCCAGGCCCCAGGCCGAGGGCGGGGCGGUAGCAGGGGCUCCCGGGGUGGAGCCUCACCGGCCAGAGGACGUGGCGGCGCCGGGGCACCCAGAGGCAGGGCCAACUUCUCCCAGCGUGGUGGGCCCGGACCAGGCCGCGGCGGGCGGGGCGCAAGAGGAGGCGUGCAGCCAAGAGGGCGAGGAGGGGUACGUGGUGCGCGGGGUGGCCGCGGUGGAAAUGUAGGAGGAAAGCGCAAAGCUGAUGGGUACAACCAGCCAGAUUCCAAGCGUCGCCAGACCAAUAAUCAGAACUGGGGCUCUCAACCCAUUGCUCAGCAACCGCUCCAAGGUGGUGAUCAUUCUGGUAACUAUUCCGGUUACAAAUCUGACAACCAGGAAUUUUAUCAGGAUUCUUUUGGGCAACAGUGGAAGUAAACCAGUAGGGCUUUGAUAACAAAAUACGUGUUUAUGGUUUUUGUUUUUGUCUUUUUAUUUAGAGACUUGAUCUGAUUGGCCCUCAAUCCCAUACGGUUGCCUGCAUUUUUUCCUCAAAAUUGGUGACAUCUGGCAAGAUAUCUUUUUGUACAUAUUUUAAUAAUCCGCUUGGACUCAAACCGUAGUCACACUCCCACCUGUUUCUGGCGAACUGGUUUUCUUUUUUUCCUUUUGUUUUUGUUUUUUUAAGAUGGUCGUAAAAAGAUUUUCCAUAACAAAGUUUGAAAAAAUUUUUAGAUGCAAUUCUGUGCUCGAGCUGUCUAUUUGGCUAUAGCUUUAUGUAUGUUUUUAGAAAUUCUGGUUUCCAUGUUUUAAGUAGCUAACAGCAACAAAGCAUAUGUCUCCUAAACAUGUAUUUAAAACAAAUGAAAAUACAAUUUGUACUGUCACAAAGUAAUGCGUGUCUUGUUAUUGAAAAGAAAAAAAAGGACCAUCGUAGUCCUAUUUUUUGGCUUUACAUUUUGGCUUGUAUUCUUUGCUGUUUGUCUGCUUUAAUAAACAUACACGCACACGUGUACAAAACUUCAAA
This is a messenger RNA of Stegastes partitus (bicolor damselfish), 2614 nucleotides long. It is a transcript of the gene syncrip, whose product is annotated as synaptotagmin binding, cytoplasmic RNA interacting protein. Bases 121 to 2025 code for a protein of 634 amino acids. The record is from RefSeq and is a predicted model, not a curated record. The transcript is spliced from 10 exons. Gene Ontology annotation, molecular function: RNA binding. Lineage: Eukaryota; Metazoa; Chordata; Actinopteri; Pomacentridae.